Molecule: messenger RNA, 630 nt
Organism: Ipomoea nil (Japanese morning glory)
Lineage: Eukaryota; Viridiplantae; Streptophyta; Magnoliopsida; Solanales; Convolvulaceae
Exons: 1
Coding region: 1-630 (209 amino acids)
Source: RefSeq, a predicted model, not a curated record
AUGGAGAUAGAACAAAUAACCCCACAAAUAGUUGGCAAGAAACUAUGGAACAUUGUGAGGAUAGUUUUCUACAUGGUGAGGAAAGGCGUUUCGAAGAGCAAGCUAAUUCACCUUAACCUCCAACUCGCCCUUCAACUCAUGCUAAAGCGAGGCAAACUCGCCGCCGGCAAGGCGCUGAGCCACCACUACUCCGCCCUCAUCACCUGCCGCUCCCACCACUCCGUCAGAGUCUUCACCGGCCACGCCCCGCACGACUACGAGUUCAGCUGCAGCAACACCCCCGCCGCCUUGUUCCACCACCACGCCAGCAAGCGGAGCAGGAACCACCGCCGCGAAAACAAGAUCGACGCCGAUGUUUUCCAGAGGGUUUUCGAGAUGCUGAACGACCGUCCCGAGGCGGCGGUUGAUGGGUCUCCUUUCACGGCGCUGCCGGGGUUCGGGCGGACCCCCACGGUGAGGCAGCUGCGAGUGACGGAUUCGCCCUUCCCGUUGAAGGAUUCCGAGGAGAUCAACUCCCAGGUGGAUAUGGACGCCGAGGAGUUCAUCAGGAAGUUCUAUACACAAUUGAAUCUACAAAGCAAGAAAGCCGCUCUUGAAUCUCCAUCCCCAUAUCACAUCAGAGCUCGAUGA